Molecule: messenger RNA, 969 nt
Organism: Huiozyma naganishii CBS 8797
Lineage: Eukaryota; Fungi; Ascomycota; Saccharomycetes; Saccharomycetales; Saccharomycetaceae
Gene: USV1
Product: Usv1p
Exons: 1
Coding region: 1-969 (322 amino acids)
Biological process (GO): regulation of transcription by RNA polymerase II
Cellular component (GO): chromatin
Molecular function (GO): DNA-binding transcription factor activity, RNA polymerase II-specific; RNA polymerase II cis-regulatory region sequence-specific DNA binding
Source: RefSeq, a predicted model, not a curated record
AUGCACAGUAAACCAAACACAAUUCGACUUUAUAACUUUACUCCAUUGUUAAAGUCAGUUCAAAGCAAAAAGAUAGUAUCAUUAGUCAAGGUUCAUAUCACAAAUGACAAGCUCAAGUCCCAAGAGUGCGGAACAGUACAAAUACAGGUUGAAAAAACAGCUAGAAAGACUAAACCAUUCGUGUGUUCUGGGUUUGGUGACUGUAACAUGAGUUUCACCAGAGCAGAACAUCUGGCAAGACACACAAGGAAACACACUGGUGAAAAACCAUUCCAGUGUUACAUCUGUCGGAAAUAUUUCAGCAGAGUGGACAAUCUGAAACAGCAUAGGGAUUCAGUACACAAGAAGCCCUUCCAAACAAGGAACAUGGGACCAUCGUUGGGGCAAAGUUCCCCCAUUUUUUCAUCAUCGUUCCCCCUUACAAGUGUAUCAUCCUUUGACAGGGGGAGGUUCCAUGGGGUUUAUCCACAAACCAUGAAGUACCCAAUUUGGGGACAACCCCAGAACUACCUGCCCAUAUACGGCAACAUUAAUUCUCCCAGACGGCCCGACAAUCAGCAACCGUUUGUAUUUGGCUCUUUACCAAGUUACCACAACGAGUACCAACCAUUGUCCGAACCUUGGCAGCCACAAGCAUUGAGUCCGAAAAGUCCACAGUUCACGCGGCUUCCCAGCUUCAAAGCCACGAUCUCAAAUAUGUCACAGACCGCAAAAAUGAUGCCCGAGCAGGAAGAUUUAGGGGACCAAGUACAGCCAAUAAGGCCCAUAUACGGAGUAGAGUCCACCAGUCCUCCAAAAAUAAUUGGAUGGCUUGGAGCUGAAAGAAGGCCUCCACAUUGGAAUAAGAUGGGUGCCGGGAUUGACCAAGAACUCGGACCCAUACAAUCAGGGGCAGAUUCGAACGUCAAGGAGGAUGCCAGUGUUGAACCCGGCUGUGCCAAGGCAAGCCUCAACUACUUACUGAAGUAG